Messenger RNA from Linum trigynum, 6888 nucleotides. NCBI's taxonomy places the organism in Eukaryota, Viridiplantae, Streptophyta, Magnoliopsida, Malpighiales, Linaceae. The record is from the annotation of a GenBank genome assembly.
UGUUUGGUAUGUCAUAUUCAAAUCUUAAAAACUAUAAUGAGUUGUCGUGUAAAAUUCUUUGUCAAAUGAAUUCUUGUGUUUGGUAUGUAAUAUAUAUAAGUAAUUUAGUGAAUAAAGUGGAUAAUUAUGUUAUUCUAUUAUAAUUAGUAAAUAGUUGUUGAAUUCAUUUGGAAAUUCCAUCUCAAUUCCUCGGAAUUGCUAUAACUAGUACCAAUUCCAUAAAAUUCAAAAUUUAGAAUUGAAAAUGAAUUCUUUUAAAUACCAAACACAAAAAUAUUUCAUUUCAAAAUGAAUUCCGCAAAAUUUAUGGAAUUCAUUUAUACCAAACAGUAUGUUAGUUUGUCUUUUAAUUUAAUUUUAUUAUAUUAGUAGAUUUUUAUUAAUUUUUAUGUGCCAUUGCAUCCAUAUCAACAUAUCACGCUGAUUCACUAACGAUCAAUGAUGUUGAUGGAGGCUUGAGCCUGUGGAAUGCGAAGAACAACGAUUGAAGGUGGAGGAAAAUGAUAGACUGCCAAUAAAUAAGUGUGCUGAAUUUGAUGAUAGAUUUGGAAUUGAGAAAUAUGUGAAACCUAAAAUGGUAUGGUAUUUGCUAUGAGAAAUGAGUUGGAACAUCCAUCUCUUUCACGUCAUAUUCUCUUUUAGUUUUUUGAUGAUUUCCGAUUUCAAUUUAAGAAAUUACCUAAAUUAAUUAAUUAGUUAGAUAUAAACAAAUAUAUGAUGGUGCAACUAUUCAUUUACAACUCAUGUUUUUUUUUUGGUCGAAUCCUAACUCAUAGUCUAAUGGCUGUUUAGAGAAUUGGAGUAUAAAAUUUAAAAUUUUGAACAAUCCAAAGAUUAUAACUUUGUGAAUUAUUGAAAAAAGAUUGUAAAUGUUCAGUGUUAGUUAACUGUACUUGUUAACGUAAUAAAAAGUAAAGAUUCUAAUUUGUUGUUAUCAAAAUGAAAUCAAAAUAGCUCUAGAAAUAUUAUAAUUUAUGACAGAGUAUUUGGUGAGAUAAAUAAAAAAGAAAGGGAAGUUAGGAGAGAAAUUAUCACAAAUUAAUAUAUGAAUUAUUACAAAUUAGUCUAAGUUUUAAAUUUUUGAAAUACCUAAAAUUAAAAUUCACCAUAUACAACACAAUAAAAGAAUAUAACUUUUUAUUAAAUCUACAAAUUCAAUAAAUUCAGAAGAGCAUUACCCGUAUCAUAUUCUCCAAGCCAUCCUUAAAUACGUAAAAGAGGAAAGUAAUCCACAAUAACUUGAUGAAAAGGAAAAUUAGUGAUUAAAAACUUGAAAUACAGUAAAAUAUUAAUUAGAAACAAGGAAUUGAAAUCCGGCGAGGGUGUUUGCCUUUUCCCAGUCGUCGGUAAAACAUUUUGGCAUAUUCCGAAAUCUCAAUUUCCUCACACACGUAUAAAUAACCACCGCCAUCAAAAUACUUUUCUCUCGUCCACUCAACUCUCCUCCUUCCUCUACCUCUCACCUUUCCCCUUCUCCUCCUUCCUCACAGAUCGCUAAUUACAUAAAUUAACACCGCGCCGGCUCCAUUUUCCUCCCUCCGCCGGCUCUGCCUCUCCUCCGCUUCCCGCGUUCCGGCUGGGAUCCUCCUCACCUCCCGGAACUCGAUCCCCAAUCCCCUCUCCCCUGUUUCCGAUCUCGUCGAAUAAGGUGAUUUCAAUUACAAAUCUAUUGCUCUGUUUCCCCCCAAUUUCCCUGGACUUUCAAUCUUUCCGCACUUUCGUUAUGAUCUCUCCUAGAACAUCUACAAUGUGGAUAAUGUUUUAGGGCCUUUCUGUUGCUAUUGAGGCUCAGCUCCGUCGAGUGUCCUUUUUUUCAUAUAGUUUGCCUAUGGUUUUCCCUGAAUUUUGUUUGAAAAUUUUGUAAAUUUUCGUGUUGUGUACUCUUUGGAUCUGGCAGGGGUCGAGCUUCCUGCUGCUUUCGGUUUUUCUUUUAUGUGGGUUCUUUGUUUGUCCAUUUCUGCCCCCGUAAUUCCGGUGGUUUGACCCCGUCCAGACCCCUUUGACAUUUUUGACUUGGGAAAUUUUGGCUGGUUAUUCAGGGGAGUUUAGCAGCCAUUGUCCUUCCUCCUGCAUUUCCAGCAGCAGAAAUUCAGGGGUUGUAAAGGAAAGAUAUCCUCUUCCCCUUUUCGGGUCAGAAUAAAAUUUUGGAAAUUUGUCGGUGCGAGUGAGAAAGAAAGGGAAUCCUGGUAGAUUCCGAUUUCUGAGCAUUUCGGUACAGUUUAUCUUUUACUAGUGGGAAGCCUGGAUCUGGGUGCUUAGAAUUUUUCUCAGGGAUUUUUCUGUGGCUGCAAUUUUUAUUUGCUUACAAGAUUAGCUACUAGGUGCAUCUAGUCUUUCUCUAUGGUUUCUGUAGCUUGGAUUCGUGUGUAGAUUUGUGAAAUUUGCUGCUUACUCUGUCUGAUUGUUAUGGUUACAGGAAAAAGCAGAGGGGAUCCUAUAAAGAUGAAGGCUUUAAUCCUUGUUGGGGGGUUCGGAACAAGAUUGAGGCCAUUGACCCUCAGUGUUCCAAAGCCUCUUGUUGACUUUGCAAACAAACCCAUGAUUCUGCAUCAGAUCGAGGCUCUCAAGGCAAUUGGAGUAACUGAGGUGGUUUUGGCCAUCAAUUACCAGCCAGAGGUGAUGCUGAACUUCUUGAAGGAUUUUGAGGCAAAGCUUGGUAUCAAGAUCACCUGCUCGCAGGAGACGGAGCCACUUGGCACUGCUGGCCCUCUGGCUCUUGCUAGGGACAAGCUGAUGGAUAAAUCCGGCGAACCAUUUUUUGUCCUCAACAGUGAUGUUAUCAGCGAGUAUCCUCUCAAGGAAAUGAUAGCAUUCCACAAAUCCCAUGGAGGAGAGGCUUCUAUUAUGGUCACCAAGGUCGAUGAGCCAUCAAAAUAUGGGGUGGUGGUUAUGAAUGAAGCCACAGGGCAUGUCGACAAAUUCGUGGAAAAGCCAAAGAUAUUCGUUGGCAACAAAAUCAAUGCCGGAAUCUACCUCUUGAACCCAUCUGUUCUGGACCGAAUCCAGCUGAGGCCCACCUCGAUCGAGAAGGAAGUCUUCCCGAAGAUAGCUGCAGACAAGAAGCUCUUUGCCAUGGUUCUGCCAGGGUUCUGGAUGGACAUCGGGCAGCCGAGAGACUACAUCACAGGGUUGAGACUCUACCUAGAAUCCCUGAGGAAGAAAUCUUCAGUCAAGUUGGCCACUGGUUCACACAUAGUCGGUAAUGUACUGGUGGACGAGACAGCAAAGAUUGGUGAAGGGUGUUUAAUUGGUCCAGAUGUCGCGAUAGGACCAGGGUGUGUGGUUGAAGCUGGGGUUAGAUUGUCUCGUUGCACGGUGAUGCGUGGGGUUCGCAUAAAGAAGCAUGCGUGCAUUUCAAGCAGUAUCAUCGGCUGGCACUCGACAGUUGGGCAAUGGGCUCGUGUCGAGAACAUGACCAUCUUGGGGGAGGAUGUGCAUGUGUGCGACGAGAUUUACAGCAACGGAGGUGUUGUUCUACCGCACAAGGAGAUCAAGUCGAGUAUUUUGAAACCAGAGAUUGUGAUGUGACAAAUAAAAAACAUGAGGAAGGUAGUAGUGAAGAGUGAAAUUCAUGGUUUUUGGGAGGAGGUGUAGAAUUAAUGUAUGUUCUCUAGAGUUGGCCUGAGAUGGAAGGGGAGAUUUUCCAGUCCAGCUGGAAAGAAAUGUACCUUGUUUCUCCAUCUUUUUUCUUUUUGUUCAAUUGGGUUUCAAUUUAUAUUGCCCUUUGUCCCAUACAGAAGUGUAAAAGUCAGUUUGUGGGAGUUGGAAGUUUGUUGUGAGUUGUCAUCUUGGCUUUUUGCCAAAUAGAAAUGUGAUGCAAAUCAUGUGUGAGCAAAUUUGUAGCUGUGGGAUGGAAUGUGUGGAGAAAUAAAUUCCAGAUCUUCAGUUUGGUGCCAAAGAUUUAUGUCUCUUUCCUUGCUCUUGUCCUUGUACAAGGUUCAAUUCUGUUGCUGUGUUUACUGCUUGCAUACAUCCAAUUGUUACAGAUUGUGGAACGCUCAUUUCAACGGCAUAAGCACCAUAGCCAGAUCAAUCAAGGUUUAUGUAGGCCACGUCCAUGAUAAUCAAAUCAUGGUCCUAACUAUGGAGAAGAAUAUGUAACUGUAUUCCUGUUCCUUAACUUCUGCUGAACCCUGUAUAUUUAAAACUAGAAUUUAACUGUCGGUGGCUUUCAAUUAUUUGGACUUUGUGUGUUGGCAGUGGCCCCCUGUUAACUUUUCUUUUGCUCUGUCUCUCUCGCUAACAGGUCAUAUAGCUUCCAUGUCCCUUUCUUUCCGCUCAAGAUUAUGGAGAGAAUAAUAACAACACACUGACGCUGCCAUGGAUCCCUUCAUGUGAGUACCAUGCUUGCUCUUUUCACAGUUUUGAAGUAACUUACCCUAAAUGUGUGGGCAGUUGGUCACUUCCAAGGGAUUCCAGGCUGUUAAAUCCACCAAGAUCUGGCGAGGAUCCAGAGUGGACUCACAUCACAUGUAGGUCAAGAGGUGACAGUUUUCUCUGUCAUACUGCUGGUUUUAUACUCGGAAAAAAUGGGAUCUUGAUUAUAUCAAUGAUGGGUUAUCUUCUUUCUCAUCAUCUAAUUGGAUUCUUCAGUUUUACUAAUGAUUAUCAGAAGGUAUGAUUAUUCUUAACAUGUUGAAGGACCUUCGAUCGAACUACCGGGUAGCAAAAGACUAUUAUACUAUAACCUGAAAUUUAAGAUACCAGUUUGCUGGUGCAGAGUAGUGAGUUUACUGAGAGCUGUGAAUGAGAGACAGAAGAGGACAUAUUGGAAUCUGCUGGGAGCUUCUCCUCUAUGAGAAGGAAUCUGGAUAAGUGCAUCUCUUUGUCUUUUACUAGGGGGUAAAGGGUUAGGAGGUUUCAGUAGGGACUACCAGUCCCAGCUGAGUAUGAUUGAGGAGUGGUAGGGUAUGAUGCAACAACAUUUUGUGAUGUUUCUUAGUUGUGCUUACUUAUUUGGAUUCAUUUAAUUUGCAAUUCUGUAGUGGCCCUUCCUUCCUUGGCUCUCUCUCAGAGUAUGUUGCAGGUUACCAGAAAAGCAAGUGGGAAAUGAUUUUCUAAGUUAUUACCUGUCAUACUCAUAGCACCCACAUGACAUGACUCCCCUCAUUUUGAUUUAUUAAGGGGCAAAGUGGGUCUCCCAUCUGCAGAGUUAUGGUAUGUCAUUGUCAACGCCAAACAAAGCAACCCCAAAUGAUCGAUAAUGAGUUUGCAGAGGACGACAGGUAGUUAAACUUUGAUCCAACCAGAACCAAAAUGUAAUUUUCCCAACUAACAGUAACAGCAAACGUGCUGGACCAUGGCAAAGAGGGAGUUCCCUUUCUAAGAGCUGGCCGUUCAAUGUUUCAUUCAUCCUUGUUCAUUGGAUUAUUUGAUAUGAUGCUACUUCUAGGCAGUGGCCAUACAACUGACCAAUUUUGGACCAAUCAAUAUUUGCAGUGAUUCCUGCACAGCCUCGAACUUAACAUACUUUUCCAUUAGAAGCAGAUGUAAUUGAUAGAGGGAGAUAGACAGAGCAACCGAGCAACAGGAAGGUUUUGUCCAGGUCAACUUUUUCAUUGCGAAGAGAACAAGAUGUAAUGUAGGGCUCAAAAAAGGAGAGCCGAGUUAACAAAAGGAGAGAGAGAGGGAAGGGGAGAUGGAUUCUGUUGCUCAGGCCUCAGAGUGACUUGUAUUUACAGCUACAAAAUGAAUCACACUUCUGUGAAUUUUUUAAACUUCAUACAGACGCCAUGAGCCAGAACAUGACGUGGGAUGACACUGCAAGAAGAAACCAUGAGAUGAAAGCCAAAGCAAUGGAGAUUUGGAACUUUUUGCAUGGGAAGUGAGGUGUGGCAUUGCAGUAGUGCAGGUCUCGAGCGUACAAAAUCGUGACUCCUGCUGAUGCAGAUGCUGCUGCAAGUGACAGGAUAGAUGUCACCUGCAUAUAAAAAAAAAUUCAGAAAAAAAUGAUACUGGGUUAUGAAGCUCCAAUCAAUUCAAUCUAAGAAGAAAUGAGAUGCGAACAAUUAUGUGCAACAUCAUGAUGGCUGAAUUAUCUACCCAUUCCUCUAGAUUUGCUUAGGAGAAUAAUGCAUGAAGCUGAAAAAUCUCAUCAUGGAGAUCUCAAUUGCGAAGGACUAGAGAUGAAGAUAGUGAUCAACUACAUGUUGUAAGCCUUUUGUGGUCCUACACAGAAAGUGUAAAUGAUCACUUGAAGUAAAGAUAGACAUUUACCCAAUCGCCGACAACAAAUAGGCUCACUAAGACGGGAUUCUGCAAGCUUCUCUUUGAUUUCAAUGCAUGUAGAUCAAGGCAUGCAAGUCCGAAACUCCAUAGAACUUGAAGCCCCAUUGACGCAAUUAGAUAGCUGAAAAUUUUGGACAACAUAAGGCUAUCUUUAAGGAACUGAGUGCAAAAAAAAAAAAAAAAAAAAAAAAAUCCCAGCUCUUCUAAAAGGUGACAUAAAAUAACCUUUCAGUUCAAUUCUACUUCCAUCUCCGUCGACAGAACUCCAAAAGAGAACAAAGUAAUCAUAGCUCUGGAGCUAUUCAAGAAGUAAAUUGGGAAUCAAGGAAGUUAAGAAGAGACACAUCCCAACUAAGCUAGUGAACAUAUAUGCAGAAAAACAUUCAGAAUGACGGGGUAAAAAACUUAUUAGUAACCACCUCAAUAAAUUCAGCAUAUAUUGUUGCAACACUUCUGAUAAUGUGAGCCAGUGCUCACUUUUAUAUGCUGCAUCUACUAGAAGCUCACUCUUCUUAUCUUCAUGUUUACUAGCAUGAAAGGGACAAAUUUCAUGAUUUGUUUUAGUUAUGGUGCAUAACUGUUUGUUUUUGGGAUCAAAGCGACACUAGAAGGAGGAAAUCCAACGUGAAGGAAGAUGGACAUUAAACAGGCGACUAAUAU